Molecule: messenger RNA, 1199 nt
Organism: Paramecium pentaurelia
Lineage: Eukaryota; Ciliophora; Oligohymenophorea; Peniculida; Parameciidae
Source: the annotation of a GenBank genome assembly
AUGAGUUAAAUCAUUCAAGAAAAUAAUUCCUAAGUUAGCAAUCAAGCAUAAGAGUCAGAUCAAGAGAUGAAAAAAUAAUAAUAUCAAUUCAUCUAAAGUGAGAAUUAAGUUUUAAGAAAAGGUAAAAAACAUACAAUUCAUCAAUUUUACAAGAAUUAAACAGAUAGAUAUUUGGAAACCCUUAAAUCAAAAAAAUCAAAUGAUACAUCAGAGAUUAUGAAUAAUAGUUUUUAAGCACCAAUUAAUUCAGAGCAAGACUAAGAAUAAAAUAAAGAUCAAUAACUUUUUAUUCGAAAAAAUGAUAGGAAAUAAUCAACUAAGUAAUUUUAUCAGAAGAAUGUGAUGAAAAUGUUAGAGAAAUUUGCUAAAAAAGAAAAUGGAUAAACAAUAGAUGAUAAAAUCAAUUCAAAUUAAACUAAUUAAAAUGAUAUAAAUUAUUCCGAAAAACGAAAUGAAGAAUCAUAAAUUUAUAUGAAUAAUUCAUUAUUUUAAGAAUCUAUCAAAUUAAUUGAACUAAAGAAAAACUUAGAAAUUAUGCAAUCUAAAUAAUCACCUCUAAUUCAAUUAACAAAAGAUGAUAUUUUAUAACUCCAAAAUUAAUAAAUAAAACAAGAUACUACAUAACAAAAUAUCAAUGUUUUUUUCAAUUCAAAUACUAAUUCAAAGGUUAGUGCAAUGAAAGGAAAUAGAAGAAAUCAAUCCAUUCAAAAAUCAUAACCAAAAGUCUAGUUUCCCUUUUUAGAAUAAAACAAUCUAGAUUAAGAAAUUAAUCAAAAUCUUAUCUUAGGAUAAAAUGAAGAAAUUAAAUUAGAUCUUAGUAAAUUAAAUGCAAUCAACAGAAUGGAAAAAAAGAAAAAAAAAAGUAAAAACUAUUAAAAAUUUUAUUAUUAGAUGAAACUUAAUCUGCUAACAGUAAGAGAUCAAUUAGAUCAAAUUGGACAAACAAAACAUUUAAAGAAAAAGCAGAAGAAGUUGCAGUUCCAGCAGUUGGAACUGCCAUUGUUGGUUCUUUAGGAGUAAUGUUAGCUAAAAAUGUUUUAAAAGGAAAAUAAUAAUUAUUGGGAAUAAUACCAGCAUUAGCCUGCAGUGCUUAUUAUUAUUACAAAGUAAAGAAACAAAAUGAAGUCGAAAUGGAAUUUGAAGAUGAAGAAGAUAUAAAUUCGGAAGAAGAACAAGAUAGUACAAGAUUAGAAUAAUGA